AGAUUCCACGGAAGACAUAUAUCGCGCACAGGUGUUACGACAUAGUAGUUCCGGGUAGCUAACACUAGCUGAAGCUUUACUCUCCACUCCACAUUCUUCACACCCAGUGGGUUGACAGACGUCCCGGAGCAGCAUGGAUGGUGAAGAGAGAACCUACGGGGGCUGUGAAGGGCCAGAUGCCAUGUAUGUGAAGCUGAUCUCUUCAGAUGGCCAUGAGUUCAUUGUGAAACGAGAACACGCCUUGACAUCUGGAACCAUCAAAGCCAUGUUAAGCGGGCCAGGUCAGUUCGCUGAGAAUGAAACCAACGAGGUGAACUUCCGAGAGAUUCCCUCUCAUGUCCUCUCCAAGGUCUGCAUGUACUUCACCUACAAGGUCCGUUACACCAACAGCUCCACAGAGAUACCUGAAUUCCCCAUCGCUCCGGAGAUCGCACUGGAACUGCUCAUGGCUGCAAACUUUUUGGAUUGCUAAAGUUACAGAAAAGAUGUAGCAGCUUAAAACACUUUUAGAACGUUUUUUGGAUAUUUAACUUGUUUUGCUGUAUACCUGAAAGAAUAUGUCACUUCAAGGGUUGUUUUCUUUUCUUUUUUUUUGCACUUGGCUCUUUUGUCAUAAUUUUAGUAGUAUUAAAGGAUUUCAUUUUAAUGUAAUAAAUGGAAAAGGCAAGCUGCAUCACUUGCCCCAGAAUGUGAUAAACCUGUCCCCACCCCAUUUCCCUCUUUCCUCACCUCUCCAGCCUAAUAAAGAUCUGUUUGGUGAGCA
Messenger RNA from Notolabrus celidotus (New Zealand spotty), 763 nucleotides. RefSeq names its product elongin C paralog a (gene eloca). Gene Ontology annotation, molecular function: protein-macromolecule adaptor activity. The record is from RefSeq and is a predicted model, not a curated record. The transcript has 4 exons. Gene Ontology annotation, biological process: ubiquitin-dependent protein catabolic process. Lineage: Eukaryota; Metazoa; Chordata; Actinopteri; Labriformes; Labridae. The coding region runs from base 134 to 472 and encodes 112 amino acids. Gene Ontology annotation, cellular component: elongin complex.